AUGGGGGGCAUCGGUCCUGGUGACAGCAAGGUGACGGCCUACGUGACAUGAAUAUGGUGGUCCAGCGGAUCUAGCAAUUUGUUAGAUUCUGUCUUUAAACAAGACUAGCUGGAAUAUAUGGAUUAAAACAUUAAAACUGGGCUUCACUCCACGUCGUUCCGCGGCCUUCCGCGACAUUCUAUGAUCCCGGUUUGAACUGAGGCGCAGCCUUCUCCAUCUUUCUCCCUCCUGCUCUUCACACCUUACCCAUCGCACCUCAUUCCAUCGCCACCUCGAGCUCGCGACAUCCGAAGCGGUCGUCGUGGAAGCUCUGCAACGAAUACGGGACAAGUUGCAGCAUGCAGCAUAGCUACGGAUUCGAGUAAGUGACUUCAUGAACUGUGCUCUAGGUGUGGGAUUGUUCAGGAGCUAAUGGAAAACUACCAAACAGCAAUUCCCUUCAACGCGUCUUCGUUGAAUGUCAACCCUCGAGUUGCUUUCCUCCACCAUCAAUUGGUGACUGCAUUCGUGAGUUUCACGUGACAUUGGCUGUGCAGGCAGGUAUGACGGAAAAACUGAUACGAAAAACAGACAUUGGAUCGUCAGUGACAGGAGAUGACCCUAUCCCCGAAAAGCGGGGGCACCCACCGUGGCCUCUGUGGGAAAACGACAUCGAUGCCCACAAACACCCCUUAUUCUACAACAACGCGCGUGAAGGAAGCAGGCCACGGGAAAAUACAGCGGAAGGAUUGACUUCGUACGGUUGAGAAUCCGGGUCCAUGGGACACUAGAUGUGAGUCUUCACUGUCAUUGCUACAGAUGGACAACAGCAAGAAUACUGAUAGUUGUAAUAAACGAAUCACGCAGAAAAACAGGCUCUGGUUCCGUGGAUUGCGGCUCACCAUCCCGUGGCAGAUCCUCAACGGCUCGGUUCGGUGGAGUGACCGUCGUGUUGGCAGGUGUGUGCCAAUCUUUCAAAAGCAAAGCGUAGGGCAGCAGGACUAACUGACCGGUUGGACUGUAACAUCACAGGGGAUCCGAAGAACCCGUUAUUCCAAGUCAUCGCCUGCACAAAUUGUCGACGCUUGCAUCAUGGAAUGCUGACUUCUGGGGGGAAGUUGAUAGCCGAAAAAGUCGAAUACUUCCGACAUCGAGCAAUUCUGGCGCCCAAAGAUUCGCAGGUGGAUCAGAUCAACGACAUGGUGCUCGACCUGCUGCCGGGUGACGCUCAAACGUUCUACAGCCCGGAUUCGGUCGUCGAAAACGAAGACGAAUCACUGUUCUCGAUCGAGUAUCUUCAGAGUCUCAACAUCGUCGGGAUGGCGUUGAUCCACACUCGACGCGGGUCUUGA
This is a messenger RNA of Microbotryum saponariae, 1331 nucleotides long. The record is from the annotation of a GenBank genome assembly. Lineage: Eukaryota; Fungi; Basidiomycota; Microbotryomycetes; Microbotryales; Microbotryaceae.